This is a messenger RNA of Psilocybe cubensis, 1377 nucleotides long. RefSeq lists its product as uncharacterized. Gene Ontology annotation, biological process: transsulfuration. Bases 1 to 1377 code for a protein of 458 amino acids. Gene Ontology annotation, cellular component: cytoplasm. The record is from RefSeq and is a predicted model, not a curated record. Gene Ontology annotation, molecular function: pyridoxal phosphate binding; cystathionine gamma-lyase activity. Lineage: Eukaryota; Fungi; Basidiomycota; Agaricomycetes; Agaricales; Agrocybaceae. The transcript is spliced from 3 exons.
AUGUCACCCGCCCUAUCCUUCGGCGCCACUAACGGUAUCAAUGGCAUUAAUGGACAUUCUGCGGUACCAACCACGAAUGGCGUCGCCAAAAAGCGCCUAGACGGCUUUGGCACCAGGGCAAUUCACAUUGGCUCAGAGGCCAACGACGAGACCGGUGCCGUUAUCCCACCCAUCUCUCUAAGCACAACGUACAAGCAGCAGGCCAUUGGCGUGCACAAGGGCUUCGAAUACUCGCGCUCCGGGAACCCAAAUCGAAACGCUCUGGAGAGCACCCUCGCUGCAUUAGAGUCGGGAGGCGCCCAUGCGCUCGCUUUUGCAUCGGGCUCUGCUACCACUGCGACAGUUUUGCAGUCCCUUGGUCCCAACGCACACAUCAUCAGCGUCAACGACGUCUAUGGAGGCACCUUCCGUUACAUGCGCCGCGUCGCAUCCGAAAAUCAGGGGCUGGAGACUACCUUCCUUGACCUCGAAAAUGCAAGCGACGAGCAGAUUCUCGGGGCGAUCAAGGAGAAUACAAAGCUCAUCUGGAUCGAGUCCCCUACGAACCCAACUUUACGACUCAUUGACAUCCCCCGCAUCGCCGCCCUCGCACACUCACACCCCUCAUCUCCCCUUGUUCUUGUUGACAACACAUUCCUCUCGCCCUUUUACUCUUCUCCUUUGCUUCUUGGAGCCGACAUCGUCAUGCACUCCCUUACAAAGUACAUCAACGGCCAUUCAGAUGUUGUAAUGGGUGCUUUGAUUCUCCCCUCUUCACCCAAGCACACCGCCUUUGCUGACAAGUUGAGGUUCCUGCAAAAUGCGAUUGGAGCCGUCCCGAGCCCGUAUGAUUGCUGGCUCGCACAGCGUGGCGCCAAGACUCUGCAUCUGCGUAUGAAAGCACACGGCCGUAAUGCUCUAGCAGUCGCACGCGCUCUCGAGCGUGAGCCUGGCGUGGAAGAGGUCGUAUACCCUGGUCUUCCGGGAAAGACACCCGAGUCGAGGAAGAAAUACGAGCUGGCAUGGCGCAUGCUUAGCCCACAUGCACGCAAAUUUAUCUCUCCCUCCUCGACACCCGAUUCCCCACCGCCUGCGGAUGGGUUCCCAUUCAGCGGCAUGAUCUCGUUCCGCAUCGCAGGCAGCACACGCGAAGCCGAUGCAUUCCUUACCUCCACUCGGCUGUUCACGCUUGCCGAGUCCUUGGGUGGGGUUGAAUCACUCGCUGAACAUCCUGCGCAGAUGACGCAUGGAAGUAUACCCGCUGAGGAACGUGCAUUGCUGGGCAUCGGCGAGAACUUGGUGCGGUUGAGCGUUGGUGUGGAGGAGGAAGAAGAUUUGGUGGAGGACGUCGUACAGGCUGUGAGAAAGGCAACGGGGAGAGGGGAUGUCGAACUGUAA